Molecule: messenger RNA, 885 nt
Organism: Trichomonas vaginalis G3
Lineage: Eukaryota; Parabasalia; Trichomonadida; Trichomonadidae
Exons: 1
Coding region: 1-885 (294 amino acids)
Source: RefSeq, a predicted model, not a curated record
AUGUUCCUUACUGCCACAGAACUAUACUUUAAAGUGAAUGAUCUCUCCGGAAAUGUAAAACUCGAGUUAUUUGAUAAUAUACAGUACAAUAAAGUAGCAUUAAUCUUAGCUCACAUAGUAAAAUUCCUCAGAAAAUUUAUUCCAAAUCAAAAUGUUUCAGUUAAUGAGUAUUUUAACAAAAACUCAAAAUUUGAUAUUCCCAGAACGCAAGAUAAUUCAAAUUCAAAUAUAAAGGAGGUUAAAACUAAAGAAGAAAAUGACAAAGAAACGCAAAGCGAAAAAGAGAAACUCGAAUUAGAAGCUGAAACGAGAAAGAAAGAGGAAGAAAAACGAAGAGUCGAAGAAGAAAGAAUAAGAAAAGAAAAAGAAGAGCAAAGGAAGAAAUUGGAAGAACAGAAGCGUAUUCAGGAGCAGAAUCUACAAAAUCAAUACGAUCAACAACUUUUAGACAAAAUUAACAGAAUAUCGGAAAGAUUUGAAAGAAUUUCCAAUGAAAAUUUCGGAUUCAAAGACUACUCAUAUCGUGUUCCAUAUACAAUUACAUGUUAUCCUGGAGAAAAAGGUUUAGAUAAAUUUAAUUCUUACAGAAAGCAUAUAUCAACACCACAAGAAGACUCCAAAUGGUGUGUUCCUUCAAAAUAUCCGACAUGUCAAAUAAAUAUCAAUAAGCCAUCUCACAUUAGAGAAUUAUAUUUCCCAAAUAUUCAAGAUGUUCCCGAAAUUGCAAAACAAAUCGAGAUUAGUAAUAAGAAAUAUAAUGUGAAUCAUGGCUCCAAUGUCAGAAUUCCUAUAAACCAAGAAACAGGAAGUCUUUUCAAUAUGACCUUGAUUGGACCCGAUAAAGCAUGUAUUCCGAAGUUUGAGAUAAUUGGAAACUACUCGUAA